Messenger RNA from Nothoprocta perdicaria, 810 nucleotides. It is a transcript of the gene PAX4, whose product is annotated as paired box 4. Gene Ontology annotation, biological process: regulation of transcription by RNA polymerase II; anatomical structure development. NCBI's taxonomy places the organism in Eukaryota, Metazoa, Chordata, Aves, Tinamiformes, Tinamidae. The record is from RefSeq and is a predicted model, not a curated record. The transcript has 8 exons. Gene Ontology annotation, molecular function: DNA-binding transcription factor activity, RNA polymerase II-specific; RNA polymerase II cis-regulatory region sequence-specific DNA binding. The coding region runs from base 1 to 810 and encodes 269 amino acids.
AUGGAGCACCAAGGGCCCAGCGGCGUCAACCAGCUCGGGGGGCUCUUCGUGAACGGCCGCCCACUGCCCGUGUGCAAGAGGCAGAGGAUCGUGGAGCUGGCAGCGCGCGGCAUGCGCACGGCGGCCAUCUCCCGCUGCCUGCAGGUCUCCACGGGCUGUGUCAGCAAGAUCCUGGGCCGCUUCUACCGCACGGGAGCCGUGGGGCCCAAGGCGAUGGGGGGCAGCCGGCCGCGCGCCGCCACCCCGGCCGUGGUGGCCAGGAUCGCGCAGCUCAAGCGGCAGCAGCCGUCGCUCUUCGCCCGCGAGAUCCGCUGCAAGCUGCAGGCCGAGGGCGUCUGCGCCGGCGGCCGCGCGCCCAGCGUCUCCUCCAUCAACCGGGUGCUGAGGAACCUGCAGAGCCGCCUGCAGCUGCUGCCCUUUGCUGGGGAGCCGCUGCUGCCAGGCUGCUGCUCUCCAAACGGACCCGAAGCCGACGUCCCCGCGGGGACCGCGUGCCCGGCGAGGAGCUUGGAGCCGCCGGCGCCGCGGCACCGCGGCAGGACCGUCUUCUCCAGGCAGCAGGCGCGGGAGCUGGAGGAAGAGUUCCGCAGGGGGCAGUACCCGGACACGCGCGCCCGGGAGCGGCUGGCCAGCGCCACACAGCUCCCGGAUGCCACCAUCAGGGUUUGGUUCUCCAACAGAAGAGCCAAGUGGCGCCGCGAGGCCAAGCAGCGGCUGGAGGCCSGGAGYGGAGCUGCCCUGAGCGCUCCYGGGCAGCUCCGUGCCCAGGCGGGGGACGUUCGGGAGCCACCACGAGUGUCCCCGCAGUGA